UUGUGAAGCGGCAGCGUCCCCCCCCUCGUCGCACUGGAAACCUGUGUUCCUCUCUGUUAUUUCAACCACGUCUCUGCUCUCAGACUCUCUGUGUACACAGGGAUGCGGGGGAAUCCGUGAAGUCGUGAGGGCUGCGGUUGGUUUCAAGGCGAUGAACGUUCACGAUCCUCAGCUCAAUUGGAGGGAAGACGCAGCGCUACCGCUGUCCGCAUGAUAGAGCUUACUUAGUCACAUUAAUGUCGGUUCUAUCAUUCCUAGACGAGUAGAAAAGAAGACCCGGGGAGAGUGUCAUAAGCCGCGUUUGACAGGUGCCCGUCGGCUCCGCUACCGGUCGGGCAGACGAGAUGCCGCCCGUUCAAAGGACGAUGUCGGACCUCCGGUCCCGUGCCGAGGGUUACAAGAACACGGAGGACUCCACGGAGAAGACGUCGAUGGCUGACCAUGGAGACAGCCGGCUGAUAUUCGUCAACCAGCAACAGUAUACAAAGUUCUGCAGCAACAGAGUCAGCACGGCCAAGUACAACCUCCUCACCUUCCUCCCCCGCUUCCUAUACUCCCAGUUCAGGAGGGCGGCCAACUCCUUCUUCCUCUUCAUCGCUCUCCUGCAGCAAAUUCCAGAUGUUUCUCCUACGGGUCGCUGGACCACCCUGGUGCCCUUGCUCUUCAUCCUGGUGGUGGCUGCCGUCAAGGAGGUCAUCGAAGACCUGAAACGCCACAAAGCUGACAAUGUUGUGAACAAAAAAGAAUGUCAAGUGUUGAGGAAUGGCGCCUGGGAGAUCGUGCACUGGGAGAAGGUGGGCGUUGGGGAGGUAGUUCGGGCGGCCAACGGAGACCACCUUCCGGCUGACCUGGUCAUACUCUCCUCCAGUGAACCACAAGGUAUGUGCUACAUCGAAACCUCCAACCUGGACGGAGAGACCAACCUCAAAAUCAGACAGGGUCUCCAGGUGACCUCGGAGAUCAAGGACAUCGACAGCCUGGUGCGGCUCUCCGGGCGCAUGGAGUGCGAGAGCCCCAACCGCCACCUCUACGAGUUUGUGGGAAACAUCCGAUUGGAGAGAGACAGCACACUCUCUCUCGGCCCGGACCAGAUCCUGCUGAGGGGGGCUCAACUCCGAAACACCCAGUGGAUCCACGGAGUGGUGGUCUACACAGGACACGACACCAAGCUCAUGCAGAACUCCACCCGUCCCCCUCUGAAGCUAUCCAACGUGGAGCGCAUCACCAACUUCCAGAUCCUGGUGCUGUUCGGCUGCCUGCUGGCCAUCUCUCUGGUGUGCUCCAUCGGACAGACCAUCUGGAAGUACCAGUACGGCAACGAUGCCUGGUACAUGGACCUCAACUACGGCGGUGCCGCCAACUUUGGCCUCAACUUCCUCACCUUCAUCAUCCUCUUCAACAACCUGAUUCCCAUCAGCCUCUUGGUCACGCUGGAGGUCAUUAAGUUCAUCCAGGCCUUCUUCAUCAACUGGGACACUGACAUGCUGUACGAGCCGACCAACACACCUGCCAUGGCUCGCACCUCCAAUCUCAACGAGGAGCUAGGCCAGGUGAAAUACAUCUUCUCGGACAAAACGGGCACCCUGACCUGCAACGUGAUGCAGUUCAAGAAGUGCUCCAUCGCCGGCGUGACCUACGGUCACAACCCAGAGGCAGAGGAGGGUAGUUUUGCAGAGGAAGACCGGCACAGCACGCAAUCGUCAGAGGAGGCUGAGUUUAAUGACCCGAGCUUACUGGAAAACCUCCAGAGUAAUCACCCUACAGCAGGCGUGAUCCUGGACUUCAUGACCAUGAUGGCUGUAUGCCACACAGCCGUACCGGAGCACACCGAUGGAUCCAUCUCCUACCAGGCCGCUUCUCCCGACGAGGGAGCCCUUGUGAGGGCCGCACGCAACCUGGGCUUCGUUUUCACAGGCCGGACCCCCGACACGGUCAUCCUGGACUCGAUCGGGAAGGAGGAGAAGUAUGAACUGCUGCAUGUGCUGGAGUUCACAAGCACGAGGAAGAGGAUGUCGGUCAUCAUACGCACCCCAUCCGGAAAGAUCCGCCUCUACUGCAAAGGAGCCGACACUGUGGUCUACGACCGCCUCGCCGACAGCUCCAGGUACAAAGAGAUCACACUGAAGCACCUGGAAACGUUCGCCACCGAGGGGCUGCGCACUCUGUGCUUUGCUGUGGCGGAGGUCAGCGAGUCGACCUACCAGCAGUGGCUGGAGAUCCACCAGAGGGCCUCCACCUCGCUGCAGAACCGCUCCCUCAAGAUGGAGGAGACGUACGAGCUCAUAGAGAAGAACCUGCUGCUGCUGGGGGCCACGGCCAUAGAGGACAAGCUGCAGGACAAGGUGCCCGAGACCAUCGAGACCCUCAUCAAGGCCGACAUCAAGAUCUGGAUCCUGACCGGGGACAAGCAGGAGACCGCCAUCAAUAUCGGACAUUCUUGCAGACUGCUGACCAAGAACAUGGGCAUGCUGGUGAUCAACGAGGACAGUCUGGAUGCGACCAGGGAGACUCUAGGCUACCACUGUGGGAUGCUGGGAGACGCCCUGUACAAGGAGAACGACUUCGCCCUGAUCAUUGACGGCACCACCCUGAAGUACGCGCUCACGCUCGGGGCGCGCCAGCACUUCCUGGACCUGGCCCUCUCCUGCAAGGCCGUCAUUUGCUGCAGGGUGUCUCCGCUGCAGAAGUCUGAGGUGGUGGAGCUGGUGAAGAAGCAGGUGAAGGUGAUCACCCUGGCCAUCGGCGACGGGGCCAACGACGUGGGCAUGAUCCAGACGGCGCACGUGGGCGUGGGCAUCUCGGGGAACGAGGGUCUGCAGGCCGCCAACUCCUCCGACUACUCCAUCGCCCAGUUCAAAUACUUGAAGAAUCUGCUGCUGGUGCACGGGGCCUGGAAUUACAACCGCGUUGCCAAGUGUAUCCUGUACUGCUUCUAUAAGAACAUUGUCCUCUACAUCAUCGAGAUCUGGUUUGCGUUCGUCAACGGUUUCUCGGGACAGAUCCUCUUCGAGCGCUGGUGCAUCGGCCUGUACAAUGUGAUCUUCACGGCUCUACCUCCUCUCACUCUGGGCAUAUUUGAGCGUUCCUGCAGGAAAGAGAACAUGCUGAAGUACCCAGAACUCUACAAAACCUCACAGAAUGCAAUGGGGUUCAACACCAAGGUUUUCUGGGCCCAUUGUUUGAACGGCCUCUUCCACUCCGUCAUCCUCUUCUGGUUCCCCCUCAAAGCCUUCCAGCAUGACACGGUGUUUGGCAACGGGAAGACGCCCGACUAUCUCCUCUUGGGCAACAUGGUUUACACAUUUGUGGUCAUCACAGUUUGUCUGAAAGCCGGACUAGAGACCUCGUCCUGGACCAUGUUCAGCCACAUCGCCAUCUGGGGCAGCAUCGGCCUGUGGGUGGUGUUCUUCGGGAUCUACUCCUCCCUCUGGCCCUGGAUCACGCUGGCCCCCGACAUGUCCGGAGAGGUAAACGAUAAACAAUCGCACACGUACAAACGACAACGGUUGAGUGACAUUGAAAGACUAACGAAAAAAACAAGAGCGCACACUGACGGACGCACAAACUAUAACAGAGACAUGAACACUAGCAGACACACCAACAUCACCAGACACACAAACUCUAGCAGACACGUGUACAAACUACAACAGUUGAGGAACACUAAAAGACUAACAAACAAACAAGAGCGCACACUGACAGAUGCACAAACUAUAACAGAGACACUAACACUAGCAGACACACAACAGAAGACACGCGUGCUGUAGCAGAACAUUUAGGGCUACUAGCACGAGGCGAGACGAGUUUCAGAUGGACCCCAACAAUGGGAUGAGAUGCCUAAACAGGGCGCACACAAUCUCAACACACAGACACACACAAACACGUGUGUAUUCUGUCUCACUAUUGCUGUAAACAAUGCGAAUGAACACGGAUACACUUCAGGAGGCGUAAACAAAACACACAGAAGCUUUCACUUAGCCAGAUAUUCCCACAGUUGGGCUAACCGAGACGCAACACACACACUCACACAACCACACACACAAAACCACACACACAAACACACACUGAUUACAUGUAAGCAGACGUAACCACACAAGCUCAUCAACCCAGGUCACGUAUAUAUACAGAGGGGAUGCACACACAUUCACACACAUUGUAACAGACACACACACCUCUUUUUUGUGCGUGCGUUCCUGUCGCACAAAGACAAACCUUUGAUCAUGACGUGGCCCAUCACUCAUUACCUCAGGAUCCCUUAAAUCAUCAGACGCCGUGAACUCAACCCGGGUGCGUUUUUUCUUUUUCUUCCAUUUUUUUUUUGGGAUUCUUGUUGUAUAACCUGACACUGGGGGUCUAUGAGCCGAACCAGAGGGGGGGUCCCACCUCUGGCUUGUGUUAUGUAAUGACUUAAUUGGGCCAAUUAGCCAUGUGUUUGGGUUACGUCGCUCUCGCUCGCCCCUGAGUAUCCACAGGUGACGUUGGGACUGUAUUCAUUUGGACACACACACACACACACACACACACACACACACACACACACACACACACACACACACACACACACA
Messenger RNA from Gadus macrocephalus (Pacific cod), 4562 nucleotides. RefSeq names its product ATPase phospholipid transporting 8A1 (gene atp8a1). Gene Ontology annotation, cellular component: plasma membrane. Bases 345 to 3764 code for a protein of 1139 amino acids. The record is from RefSeq and is a predicted model, not a curated record. Gene Ontology annotation, biological process: phospholipid translocation. Gene Ontology annotation, molecular function: ATP hydrolysis activity; ATP binding; ATPase-coupled intramembrane lipid carrier activity. The transcript is spliced from 33 exons. Lineage: Eukaryota; Metazoa; Chordata; Actinopteri; Gadiformes; Gadidae.